Molecule: messenger RNA, 4758 nt
Organism: Leptopilina heterotoma
Lineage: Eukaryota; Metazoa; Arthropoda; Insecta; Hymenoptera; Figitidae
Product: ankyrin-1-like
Exons: 3
Coding region: 1027-4464 (1145 amino acids)
Molecular function (GO): protein binding
Source: RefSeq, a predicted model, not a curated record
CUACUGCACUGUAAAAAAUUCUGGUGUAUUAAAACAUACUGAAUGUAAUUUUACACAGCAAUAUUAUAGGCUGGACGUAGUAAAUUUACUAAGUUUCAAAGUAGUUUUACUAUUUUUAAUAAUUUUACUUUAUAUGACUAUGUAAUUUAAUAGUUUUGUGUAAAUUUACUACGUCCGACGUAGGAAAAUUUGAUCACUAUGUCCAGCAUGUUGUAUUACACUCGUCUGUUUUUUUACUUUAUUCUGUGAAUUUACAAUGGUCAUGUAAAGUUACCACGGAUACGUAAAUUUACGUUGUAUUGCAUGUAAGAUUACAUGCCGCGUGUAUUUUUCCUUUAGCGCGGAGUUAAAUAUAUUAUAUGGAUGCUUGCACAUGCUCAAAAUAAAGUGAACUGCCAACACCGACAUUUUGCCUUUUUUGUGUUUUUAUUAUUAGUAUAUAUAUUUUAGUGUUUUCAAUUAGUAUUAUUUAACAGAUUACGCAUUAGUUAAAUUACAUGCGGCAUGUUUUUGAACAGAACGCUAUUUGAAGCAACCCAUUUUAACAUUGAGCAUGUAAAAUAACAUGCAGGUUAUGUCAAAUGAUCAGCCAUUUGUAAAAUUACACGCUUGACGUAGUGAUUUUCUUUUCCUACGUCGGACGUAGUAAAUUUACAUGAGAAUUUUUUACAGUGUGUCGAAGUAAAUUUGAUAAUUAUACAAAGAAAAAACAUCUUUGUGAAAUUAAUAAAUUCCAGUUUUACAAAUAGUGUAAUUUGUAUAGAUUAUAUAAUGGUUUGCGACAAAUGUGGAAAAAAUUAGACAAAAUAAUAACACCAAAUUCGCAUGGAAAGCAGCAGUUCCAAACACAACUGAAAACAGUGGAUGUAGAAUCGGCGAAAACGUAUAUCGAAAUUCGAAAUUUGCAUUAUUGCCAAUCUUUUGAUUACAAAUGGGAAAUCUGUAUGAUGUGCGACAAAAAAAUUGAUUGACACUAAAUGUUAAAGACAAUCUUCCACUUAACAAUUUGAAAUAAAACUAUUCAAAAUGUAUACUUCGCAGAAGUUUCUACACAAAGAUCUUUAUCUUUUUAUGAUGUCUAGAGGUAAAGAAAUUGUAAGAGAGCUUUUACAAGAAAAUAUUAAAGUUGAUGAUCAAGAUGAGAAUGGUAAAACCGUACUACACUAUGCAGUUCAAUCAGGAAAAUUAAUAGUUGUUGAGGAAGUUUUAAAGUAUCAUCCUGAUAUCAAUAAUAUAGGCAAUAGCAGUUCUCUUAUAACUGCAUUGAAGGGAGAUGGAAAUGAGAAUAGAAAGAUUAUUCAAGUUCUUCUAGAAUAUGGUUUUAGUGUCAAACCCAUAGAUGCAGAAGAUCCUCGGCUUUUAGUUUCUGCAGCUAAAAAUGGAUGUUUUAAGAUUGUCCAAGACUUACUGAAGUAUGAUGUUGAUAUUAACUACAGUGACCGGAUUUGUAACACAGCAUUGCAUUAUAUAACUAUGAACAACGAUUCUGAUGAUAAUAAUAUAAGAGAAGAAAUUGCUUUAAUUCUUAUAAGUAAGGGCGCCAAUGUAAAUUCAAAAGGUUCAGAGCACAGAAUAGCACUUCAUAACGCUUCUGAAAGUGGACUUGCAAAAGUUGUUGAGGUUCUAUUGGAACGUAAUAUAAAUGUCAAUGCUAAGGAUUUUCAUUCAUACACUGCUUUGCACUUGGCAGCUCAAAGCGGUUGUGAGGAGGUUGUAAAAUUAUUGCUAGAAUUUGGUGCCGAAGUUGAUUCUAAAACAAAUUAUGACUAUUAUACACCACUUCAUCUUUCUGCUAACAAAGGACAUACAAAAAUUUGUAAAAUUCUUUUAAUUAAAGGAGCUGAUGUGAAUGCUAAGCAGAAGAAUUCAGAAACCGCAUUGCACAUUGCAAGUCGAAAUGAUUAUACAGAAAUUAUAAAAUUAUUAUUAGAAUUUGGUGCCGAUGUUGAUUCUAAAACAAAUAAUUAUGCUAAGACACCACUUCAUCUUUGUGCUAAAAUGGGAAACAAGGAAAUUUGUGAAAUUCUUUUGAAUAGAGGAGCAGAUGUAAACGCAAAGGAUAGGGAAUCAUGCACUGCUUUGUACUUAGCAGUUCAAAACGGUUUUGAAGAGGUUAUAAAGUUAUUGCUAGCAUUUGGUGCAGAAGUUGAUUCUAAAAAUAAUUAUGCCAAAGAAACAGCACUUUACCUUUGUUCUAAAAUAGGAAACAAAGAAAUCUGUAAAAUUCUUUUGAAUAAAGGAGCUGAUGUAAAUGGAGUAAAUAAGUCUCAAGAAACCGCUUUGCAUAUUGCAGCUCAAAAGGGACAUGAAGUAACUGUUCAACUAUUGCUAGAAUUUGGUGCCGAGGUUGAUUGUACAGAUAAUGAAGGCUACACACCAUUUCAUCUUUCUGCUGCCGGAAAAAAUAAGAAAAUCUGUGAAAUGCUUUUGAAUAAAGGAGCAAAUAUAAAUGCUAAAAAAAAUAAUUCAGUGACCGCAUUGCACAGUGCAUCUGAAAAUGCUUCUGAAGAGUUUGUAAGAAUGCUGUUAGAAUUUGGUGCUGAAGUUGAUUCUAAAUCUGAUGAUGGGCGUACACCACUUCAUUUUUCUGCUAAAGGAAUAAGAAAAGAAAACUGUGAACUACUUUUAAAUAAAGGAGCAAAUGUGAAUGCUAAGCAAAAGGAUUCAAAAACCGCUUUCCACAUUGCAAUUGAGUAUCAAAGAGUAAAUAUAGUAACAGUGUUGCUAAAAUUUGGUGCCGAAGUUAAUUCUGAAAUACCCGGACUAGGAAUGACACCACUUUUUUUAUCUACUUGUAGAAAAAAUAAAGAAAUGUGCAAAAUUCUCUUGAAUAAUGGAGCUGAUGUAAAUGUUAUGCAAAGUAGGCGUUCAUCAUAUACAGCAUUGCACAUUGCUGCAGAAAAUGGUUUUAAAGAUAUUGUGAACAUAUUGCUAAAGUUUGGAGCCAAAGUUAAUUUGAAAACAAACGAUGGUGAGAAGACACCUCUUCAUGUGGCUGCUAAAGAGGGAAGAAAAGCAUUUUGUAGAAUUCUUUUAAGUAGAAGAGCUGAUGUAAAUGCUGAGGAUACGAAUUCAUACACCGCAUUGCAUUUUGCAACUAAAUAUGAUCAUCAAGAGGUUGUAAAAUUAUUGCUAGAUUUUGGCGCCACAGUUAAUUCUAAAACUGUUGAUGGCGUGACACCACUUCAUCUUUCUGCUGAAUCAAAAAGUAAAGAAAUCUGUCAGAUACUUUUGAAUAAUGGCGCUGAUGUAAAUGCUAAGGAUAAGAAUUCAUACACCGCAUUGCAUAUUGCAACUAAACAUAAUGAUCAAGAGAUUGUAAAAAUAUUGCUAGAUUGGGACGCUAAAGUUAAUUCUGAAGCUGACGAUGGCGAAACACCUCUUCAUCUUUCAUCGAAGCUUGAAAUUUGUAAAAUGCUUUUAAAUAAAGGAGCAUCAGUGAAUGCUAGAAAAAAGAAUUCAGAAACCGCAUUGAAAAUUGCAAUUAAAGCACGGAAUAAUGAAGUCAUACGAAUAUUGCUAAACAACGGUGCCGAAUUUGAUUAUAAAUCUGAUUGCACCAAACUAUUUCAUAUUUUUGCUGAUAUUGGAGACGAAGAAAUCUGUAAAUUGUUUUUAAAUAAAGGAGUUGAUGUAAAUGCUAAGCUAGAUAAGUAUCAAAGAACCGCCUUGCACAUUGUAGUUGAAAAAAAAUUUAAAGAGUUGGUUAAAAUAUUGCUAGAAUUUGGUGCCGAAGUUGAUUGUACAGAUAAUGAAGGCUACACACCACUUCAUUUUUCUGCUCGAAAUAAAAAUUUAGAAAUCUGUAAAAUGCUUUUGAAUAAAGGAGCUGACGUAAAUGCAAUAAAUGAUAAAAAAGGCACUGCCUUACUCUAUGCAGUUCAUCGUGAUCAUGAAGAGAUAGUAAAAAUAUUGCUUGAAUUUGGUGCCAAGAUUGAGUUUAAUCGUGAUGUACCUCAUAUUAUGUGGCAUGUUAUUAAAUGUCAUUUAAUUAAAAGAAAAACAGCAAAUUUAUUUGUAAGUGAAAAAAAUUUAUUAUUUUUGAGUAAAAAGUACAUGGGGUGUGAUUGUGAGAAAGAAUGUGUGGAAGAAGUAUUACGAUUGAAGCAUGAAAAGAUUAAUAAUACAAACAUUUCGUUCUUUGACAUAUUGAGUAAAGAUUACCUAUUAGCAUUGUACAUGAGAAAUGAGAAUGUAGUGGAGACUCUAAAAUCAUUGGAUUACGAAACAAAGUUUCCAAUUUACGGCAACAUGAUAAAAUGUAAUUUUAUAAUGUGUGUGAAAAGAAGAGAGUUACUAGACCAAUGUUACGAAAUUUUCCCUCUGUUAUGUAACAACUUUACCGAGUCACCACAAUGCUACACCGAAAAAAUACUUAGUUACUUGAGUAAUAAGGACUUAAGUAUUUUAAUUAAGGCUUGUCAGCCUAUUGACAUAAGUAAACUUAGUUUGAAGGAAUUGUAGAUAGGCGGAUCUGUUUUUUGUAAUCUAGAAAAUUACUACGCAAUUGCUCCUUCGAAGUUGUUUUUUUCUCCAUUUAUAUGAAUUUUUUGUUCUCUUUACACUUUUUUCUGAAAUUAAUGUUAAUUAAUAAAUUUAAAAACAUGAUAUAAAAUACAUGAAAAACUAAGUCAAUUAAAAAUUGAUAAUGAAGUUAAUGUAAGUUCUUUAUUCCUAAAGAAUAGGAAAUAAUAUUUAAGUUUUGUAUUUUUAUACUUAUACAUAAUCAGAAUUAAUAGUAAGUUAGCAUUGUAUUUG